Messenger RNA from Carassius carassius (crucian carp), 10347 nucleotides. Its product is annotated as sodium channel protein type 8 subunit alpha-like. Lineage: Eukaryota; Metazoa; Chordata; Actinopteri; Cypriniformes; Cyprinidae. Gene Ontology annotation, biological process: membrane depolarization during action potential; neuronal action potential; sodium ion transmembrane transport. The record is from RefSeq and is a predicted model, not a curated record. Gene Ontology annotation, molecular function: voltage-gated sodium channel activity; protein binding. The coding region runs from base 184 to 6069 and encodes 1961 amino acids. Gene Ontology annotation, cellular component: voltage-gated sodium channel complex; plasma membrane; axon. The transcript has 27 exons.
GGCUAGCCGUACGCACUGGGAAGGAAGAUAGCGGCAACAAUAUGGCGACAUCCGCAGUUUCUCCUGGGUCUUUUUAAACAUCCUUAGGCACGCAAGAUCUACAUGUAUCUCUCUUAAUGCGGAAAAAAGCUAGCUGUCCUGACUGGCUUCUAAAUAAAGAGGACUCUGCUGCAGGAUGACAAUAUGGCUGCGCAGCUGCUUGCACCUCCAGGCCCCGAUAGCUUCAAGAGGUUUACCCCAGAAUCUUUGGCCAACAUCGAGGCGCGCAUCGCUGAGGAGCAGAAAAAGAAGCCUGUUAAGCCCAGAUCUGAUAGCAGUCACCGUGAUGACGAUGAUGACAACAAACCGAAGCCCAACACUGACUUGGAAGCAGGGAAGAGCGUGCCCUUUAUUUACGGGGACGUUCCUUCUAACAUGUUGGCUGUGCCCCUGGAGGACUUGGACCCCUUCUAUUUGAACAAAAAAACCUUUAUAGUGCUUAACAAAGGAAAAACUAUCUUCCGUUUCAGUGCCACGCCCUCGUUAUAUAUCAUUAGUCCUUUUAGCCUAUUCAGGCUAAUAGCAAUUAAAAUUUUGAUACACUCACUUUUUAGCAUGAUCAUCAUGUGUACAAUUUUGACAAAUUGUGUCUUCAUGACAUUCAGCAAUCCUCCAGAAUGGUCCAAACAAGUAGAAUACACCUUCACAGGAAUCUACACUUUUGAGUCACUCACAAAGAUUGUGGCUCGAGGCUUCUGUAUAGACGGCUUCACCUUCCUCAGAGACCCAUGGAACUGGCUGGAUUUCAUGGUCAUCUCUAUGGCGUAUAUUACAGAGUUUGUAAACCUAGGCAAUGUGUCAGCUCUGCGCACAUUCAGGGUACUGAGGGCUUUGAAAACUGUUGCUGUGAUCCCAGGGCUGAAAACCAUUGUGGGUGCUCUGAUCCAGUCAGUGAAGAAGCUGUCAGAUGUGAUGAUUCUGACUGUGUUCUGCCUGAGUGUAUUUGCCCUCAUCGGUCUACAGUUGUUCAUGGGUAAUCUUCGGCAAAAGUGUGUCAUCUGGCCAUACAAUCAUACUGAGUCCUACCUGGCCAAUGGGAGCAGGGGCUUUGACUUCAAUGAAUACAUCAUGGAUAAAAAAAACUUCUACUUUCAGCCAGGCAUGCUGGAUGCGCUGAUAUGUGGAAACAGCUCAGAUGCAGGACGGUGUCCGGAGGGCUAUACUUGCAUGAAGGCUGGACGCAACCCAAACUAUAACUACACUAGCUUUGACUCCUUUGGUUGGGCUUUUCUUGCCCUCUUCCGACUCAUGACACAAGACUUCUGGGAGAAUCUGUACCAAUUGACUCUGCGAGCUGCUGGGAAGACGUAUAUGAUCUUCUUUGUACUGGUGAUCUUUGUGGGAUCGUUCUACCUGGUGAACCUGAUCCUGGCUGUGGUGGCCAUGGCUUAUGAAGAGCAGAACCAGGCCACCAUGGAGGAGGCAGAACAGAAGGAGGCUGAGUUUAAAGCCAUGCUGGAACAACUGAAAAGACAACAGGAGGAGGCACAGGCCAAUGCCAUGGCAACCUCGGCAGGUACAGUAUCUGAGGAUGCAGUAGAGGACGACGGAGGAGGGCAUCUAUCCCGCAGUUCCUCUGAGGCGUCCAAGCUGAGCUCCAAGAGUGCCAAGGAGCGAAGGAACAGAAAGAAAAAGUGGAAGAAAGAACAGGAGGAGAAAGGUGAUUGUGAGAAGGUGGUAAAGUCAGAAUCUGAUGACGGCAGCAAGAGAAGCCGCUUCCGUUUCAGAGACAACAGGCUUGGGCGGAAGGCCUCAAUUAUGAACCAGUCCCUGUUGAGCAUCCCUGGCUCACCCUUCAUGUCCCGCCGCAGCAGUAUAUUCAGCUUCAAGGGAUCGGAGAACGAGUUCGCAGAUGACGAGCACAGCACAGUCGAGGAGAGUGAAGACCGCCGUGGCUCCCUCUUUGUCCCGUACAGGCGCAGCAGCUACAGCGGCUACAGCCAGGGUUCCUCACGCAUUAACCCACUGGCACCCCACCUAGGCUGCAAGAGAAACAGCACGGUGGACUGCAAUGGAGUGGUGUCUCUGAUCACGCCUGGGCCUGGCCGGCUACUGCCUGAGACUACAGAGGUGGAGGGAAAGAGAAAGCACUCAGGUUCUCUAAUGGUGUCGGUUGACCAGCUCAAUACUUCCUUUAGCCGGAAAGAGCGAGCCAACAGUGCUAUGACUGUUGUCACCAACACGUUGGUGGAAGAGCUGGAGGAGUCUCAGAGAAAAUGUCCGCCCUGCUGGUAUAAGUUUGCUAACAUAUUCUUGAUAUGGGAGUGCUGUCCUAUCUGGAUAAAGAUAAAAGAGAUAAUGAACCUCAUAGUGAUGGAUCCGUUUGUAGACCUGGCUAUCACUAUAUGUAUUGUGCUGAACACAGUCUUCAUGGCCAUGGAGCAUUAUCCCAUGACACCACACUUUGAGGAAGUGCUUUAUGUCGGAAAUCUGGUGUUCACAGGAAUCUUCACAGCUGAAAUGUUUGCCAAGCUGGUAGCCAUGGAUCCAUACUACUACUUCCAGGAGGGCUGGAAUAUCUUUGAUGGCUUCAUUGUGAGCCUGAGUUUGGUGGAGCUGGGGCUGGCUGAUGUAGAGGGCCUGUCUGUGCUCAGAUCCUUCAGAUUGCUGAGGGUGUUUAAGCUGGCUAAAUCAUGGCCCACUCUGAACAUGCUGAUCAAGAUUAUUGGUAACUCUGUGGGAGCUUUGGGGAACCUGACCCUGGUGCUGGCCAUCAUCGUCUUCAUCUUUGCUGUGGUGGGCAUGCAGCUGUUUGGGAAGAGCUAUAAAGACUGUGUGUGUAAGAUUGCCCAAGAGACCUGCAAGCUUCCCCGCUGGCAUAUGAAUGACUUUUUCCACUCCUUCCUUAUUGUGUUCCGGGUGCUGUGUGGAGAAUGGAUCGAAACCAUGUGGGACUGUAUGGAGGUGGCUGGACAAACAAUGUGUCUCACUGUAUUCAUGAUGGUGAUGGUCAUUGGAAACUUGGUGGUGCUGAACCUGUUCUUGGCCUUGCUGCUCAGCUCCUUCAGUGCUGAUAAUCUGGCAGCCACAGAUGAUGACGGUGAGCUGAACAACCUGCAGAUUUCAGUGAUCCGCAUUAAGAAGGGUAUCGCUUGGUUUAAAAUUCACAUGCGUCUCCUGGUGGCCCACAUCAUGAAGAAGAAACCUUUGGAAGAUGAAGACAAACCUCUUGACGACAUGUAUGACAAAAAACUCAACAUCAUAGGUAACCACACCGGUGUUGACAUCAAAUGUGGCGAUCUGAACUACGCCAAGAACGGUAAUGGCACCACAAGCGGCAUUGGUAGCAGCGUAGGAAAGUACAUGAUUGAUGAGGAGCCCAUGUCCUUCAUACACAACCCCAACCUAACGGUACGGGUUCCCAUCGCUUUGGGAGAGUCGGACUUUGAGAACCUCAACACAGAGGACUUCAGCAGUGAGUCGGAUGUGGAAAAUAGCAAAGAUCUGGAUGACACCAGCUCUUCAGAGGGAAGCACUAUCGACAUAAAGCCUGAUAAGGAGGAGAUGGCUGUAGUGGAGGUCGUGGAGGAGUACUUAGACCCAGAGGCCUGCUGGACUGAUGCCUGUGUGGCACGGUACAAAUGCUGUGACGUGCCUAUCACCGAGGGCUGGGGAAAAUACUGGUGGUUCCUGAGGAAAACUUGCUACCUCUUAGUUGAACACAACUGGUUUGAGACAGUCAUCAUUUUCAUGAUUCUGCUGAGCUCUGGAGCUCUGGCAUUUGAGGAUGUAUACAUUGAACAGAGAAAAACCAUCCAGGUCAUUCUAGAAUAUGCAGACAGAGUCUUCACAUACAUCUUCAUCCUGGAAAUGUUGCUGAAAUGGGUAGCCUAUGGCUUUGUCAAAUACUUCACCAAUGCAUGGUGCUGGCUGGACUUCUUCAUUGUGGAUGUGUCUAUAGUCAGCCUUAUAGCUAAUGCGCUGGGCUACUCAGACUUGGGCCCCAUAAAGUCCCUGAGGACUUUGAGGGCUCUCAGGCCCCUGAGAGCUUUGUCCCGGUUUGAGGGCAUGAGGGUUGUCGUGAAUGCUUUGGUGGGUGCCAUUCCCUCCAUUAUGAAUGUGCUGUUGGUGUGUUUGAUCUUCUGGCUGAUCUUCAGUAUUAUGGGUGUCAACCUGUUCGCUGGGAAGUACUAUUACUGCUUCAAUGAGACAUCAGAAGAGUAUUUUAAAGAUGACAUUGUCGACAACAAGACAGAAUGUUUUGCGCUCAUCAAUGCAAACCACACAGAGGUUCGCUGGAAGAAUGUGAAGAUCAACUUCGAUAAUGUGGGUGCAGGUUACCUGGCACUCUUGCAAGUGGCCACAUUCAAAGGCUGGAUGGACAUCAUGUAUGCUGCUGUGGAUUCCAGAAAGGUUGAGGACCAACCCAUCUAUGAGGACAACAUCUACAUGUAUAUAUAUUUUGUCAUCUUCAUAAUCUUUGGGUCCUUCUUCACUCUGAAUCUUUUCAUUGGUGUCAUAAUUGACAACUUUAACCAACAGAAGAAAAAGUUUGGAGGUCAGGAUAUCUUCAUGACUGAAGAACAGAAAAAGUACUACAAUGCUAUGAAGAAACUGGGCUCAAAGAAACCCCAGAAACCCAUCCCUAGACCUCUGAACAAAAUCCAGGGGAUGGUAUUCGACUUUGUCACUCAGCAGGCCUUUGACAUUUCCAUCAUGAUCCUCAUCUGUCUUAACAUGGUAACCAUGAUGGUGGAAACUGAUGAUCAGUCAGAUGAGACAGAGAACAUUUUGUACUGGGUAAACUUCAUAUUCAUUGUAGCCUUCACUGGCGAGUUUGUCCUGAAACUCUUUGCUCUGCGACACUACUAUUUCACCAAUGGUUGGAAUGUCUUUGACUCUGUUGUCGUCAUUCUGUCCAUUGUGGGUAUGUUCCUGGCAGACCUCAUUGAGAAGUACUUUGUGUCACCAACUUUGUUCAGGGUCAUCCGUCUGGCUCGAAUUGGCCGUAUUCUGCGUCUAAUCAAAGGAGCCAAGGGCAUCCGGACAUUACUGUUUGCUUUGAUGAUGUCACUUCCUGCUCUGUUCAACAUCGGCCUGCUGCUUUUCCUAGUCAUGUUCAUCUUCUCCAUCUUUGGCAUGUCUAAUUUUGCAUAUGUGAAACGAGAAUUAGGAAUUGAUGACAUGUACAACUUUGAAACUUUUGGCAACAGCAUGAUCUGUCUAUUCAUGAUCACCACGUCAGCUGGAUGGGAUGGCCUCUUGGCUCCUAUCUUGAACUAUCCACCUGACUGUGACCCCGAGAAAGAGAAUCCAGGAACCACAGUCAAGGGCAACUGUGGCAAUCCCUCAGUGGGCAUCUUCUUCUUUGUAAUGUACAUUAUUGUGUCCUUCCUGAUUGUGGUGAACAUGUACAUUGCUAUCAUCUUGGAGAACUUCAGUGUUGCCACCGAGGAGAGUGCUGAUCCACUGUGCGAAGAUGACUUUGAGUCCUUCUAUGAAAUCUGGGAGAAGUUUGACCCAGAUGCUUCACAGUUUAUCACCUUCGCCAAGUUGCCAGACUUUGCAGAUACAUUAGAACAUCCACUCCGUGUGCCAAAGCCAAACAUCAUCGAGCUGAUCGCCAUGGACAUGCCCAUGGUGAGUGGCGACCGCAUUCACUGCUUGGAUAUUCUGUUCGCUUUUACCAAGCGUGUGCUGGGAGAUAGUGGGGACCUGGACAUGAUGCGACAGCAAAUGGAGGAGCGCUUUGUGGCGGCGAAUCCCUCUAAGAUGUCAUACGAGCCCAUCACUACCACGCUGCGGCGUAAGCAGGAGGAGGUGUCAGCCAUCAUCAUCCAGAGGGCAUACAGAGCCCACCUGGCGCGCAGAGGCUUCAUCUGCAAACGUAGGCCUGCCAACAACAAACGGAACGGAGAGAACGGAGGGAACAAUCAGGAGAAGAAAGAGGGCACGCCUUCCACUGCAUCCCUGCCGUCCUAUGACAGUGUAACCAAGCCCGAGAAGGAGAAACAGGACGACAACAAUGAAGGCAAGGGCCGCAAGGAAAAGGGCCGAAACCAAAAAGACGUCAGGGAAUCCAAGUGUUAAGACUGCUGCGGUAACACUCGUGGACAGCGAUAAUGAUCAUGACAUGAUAUUAUAACAAAAACUGUCAUAUCAAGCGACUGGAAACCCUGAAUCAAACUAUACAGAUGUACAGAUUACUUUCAUUUAAGAGGAAAAAACAAAGCCGAAUUAACACGACAAAAAAAUGUUUACAAACGUCACUGGCAUAUCGAGGCGAAGAAAAGUGUUGGGGUUCCUCAAAGCUUGAAGAAACUUACAAGUUAAACCAAACAUAAUCAGCUUCCUGUGUGACACUGUUGCAUCAACACUCAAUUUAAACAGAAUCAAAUAUUAUUUAAAAGACCGAUACUUGAUCGAGUGUAUUUUAGAGGGCUAUAUUCCGCUUCAAUAUGGAACUCUUUACCGAGCAGCAAUGUGAUAAUCCAAGGGAGAACUAGGAUCGAAUCCCAUGCUUCUGAACUGCGUCUGUGAAGUUUCCAUGCAGAAAACAAACACAGCUAUUCAUGAAUGGAUCAGCUUCCCGAAGCGGAUGGCGAAGGAGUUUCAUUUCAUAUACGUGUCAGAACUCGACGUUACUGUGAGAGUGAGCAAGAUAGACAGUCUGGCUGAUUCCAACGGUCUCUUUGCGUUUGUUAGCAUUGAAUAUAUAUUUACACGGUCUUUAAAUUAUUUGAGCGGCAAAAAAAGGAGAAAACAGGAGGGAAAAUAUGGAUAUAACAUUUUGCCCAUGUCACCCUCAGUAACUGUGUCAUGAUAACUUUGUUAUGCCUGCAUCAAAAGGCUUUUUUUACAUGGGCUUUCACACCGAUAGGACCGGGGGCAAAAACCAGGGGCCCCCAAUACACAUCUCCAAAUGAAUAAUAAAUUACUGUGCUUGUUCAAUGCAUAGAAAUGACUUGCAUGAUGGCAUGUUUUGAUCAGAAAUUUUGCAUGAGUAAUCAUAGUCCACAAAACACUAAUACAGACCACCAAAGUGGCUUGAUGAUGUUUUAUGCUGUCCACUGGCUAGAUUUACAUCCAGAAAUCAAAUUUAAUUUGAAAACCCAAUUUGGCUCCUCUACUUAACAUUACGAAAUAGAUUAUCACACAUUAGGACAGAAUUUGGGAUUGGCUUCAGAUGGUGCAAAUGCCUGUGACUAAUCAGUGGCUUAUAUACAUUGAAACAAAUACUCGCAUUGUGGCACAUUAUUGGAGAGGAAGGAUACAAGGGACAUCCCAUUUUGUGCUGCUCAGGAGAUAAUGAAUGGGAAGACUAAAUGUGUCGGAAUGUGUGUGUGGAGACAGGAGAAAAAUGAUACAAAAUAACACUGUAAUUCCUAAAGCUUCUUGUUUUAUUUGUAUGCAGCAAUAUCACUUGCCUCACCUACAGCACUGCCCGCGCUGCGGGUCAUAUGGUAGGUGGGUUCAGACUCCAGGGAGGGGCAAGAGGGUGGGGGGCAAAAGUUUGGGCAUUAUUAGGGGUGUAGCAAGUUGGUUGGCAUUUUUAAUCCUCAUCAGGGAUUAGAUGAGACAAGCUAUAACUGUUUCUGGGAAAGUGGCAGUUUUUUAUUUUUAUUUUUAUUUUAGAAAAAUAGAAUUUUUUAGAGAUUUUUAAUUUAAAUUUUUACAUGCUAUAUUUCUUUAAAGAAUAUUGCAGUGUGUCUAUGUCUAGACUCGUCCUGGUUUGUCCCUCAAGGGUCAUCCGGAUGUUUUUUGUGUAUGAAGCCAUCGCAUCUUCAACAAUGGUUUGAUUGUAGCCAGGACAAAGGGACAGGACUUGAGAGAGACAGAUGGAUGGUUGGGAAGUCACAGCUGUUUAAGUAGAAGCCAAAGAUGUUUGUCUGAUUAUCUGGUGUGUGCAAUUUGUGUCUGGAAGUUUCUGGAAUGUCUCCGGGGUGGAGUGAUCCUCUCCUGCGUAACACUUUCAGACAGACUAAUGCUAGUUGACUUUCCCCAUUAUUCUCAGGAUACAACACAGUGUAUCAUGUCACUCUGAUGUCAUCGUCAAGGGCCUCCACUAGGUCCGGAGAAUGUUUAUAAUCGAGUUUGUGUGGAGCUAAAGCAGGAGCGCUCCCACCACAUUGAACUCUCAUGUGGAGAGAAGAGUAGGGCUAUCUGACACAGAGACACAGAGCCGAGCUUCAGAGUUUUCAGACAGCAGGAAAGGUGUUGUUGUGGAGUUGAUGAUGAAAUGAGAUCCAGACUGAGAAUAUUGCUAAUUCUCACCACAUUAAAUGUGCAGUUAUUCGACCCCUGGUCAGCCUUUUUUCUCUUCAGUACACCACUACACAAAUUCCAAAUAACCAUUCGGCACUUGUCACACAGCAGCUUACUGUGAGCCGGGCAGCUCCACACAUCAAAGUGACUACAUUUUUUUUUUGGUUUCUUUUAGUGAUGUAAGCAGUCUUUCCUUACCCUUCAUCUGGUGUUGAUGGUCCAGUUGCUUCAUGUGAGGGUGUUGACCUGAACCAAAACAAAACAAAAACUCUGCUCAGCAAAGCUCAACCAUUCUCAUUUAAGCAGCCACGCAGGCUCUGUAUAAACGACAACAACAAAAAAGAACCAACAACAGAUCACACAUUCAUUUAAAAAAAACUAAAUGAAUGAAAAAUUCAUUUAAAACAUGUAUUGUACUGUAUAGGCUAUGUUGUAAGCGGCACAAAAUGCUGAAAAGUUAAGAAUGAACUUUUUAAGAGACUAUAAAUAAUGUAAUAUAUAAUUUUAUUUUAACAGCAUGCAUAGUUUUUUUGUAAAUACAGAAAUACUUAAAAAAAAUUACUGCUAUUAAUCUAAUACUGAAAAAUAAUUAUAACCCUAAUAGAAUGGCUUCGCUCAUUGCCCUGGUCUCAUUAGGUAGACUGUGACAUAUUUGUUAGAAGGUGUAGAUUUUUCUGACACACUUUUCACAUUUAAGAGUGGAAUCCAAUAUGUUAAAUGCAAAAAGUAUAUAUUAACCUAUACAUAAAUCAAGGCAUAUUUAUAUAUAUAUGUAUGUAUACAUGUAUAUGUACAUAUGUGUAUAUAUAUGCACACAUAUACAUAUGUAUGUAUAUAUGAUAUGAGAGCACUGUCCUCCUCUUCUGCUUGGAGUGGAGGUGAAGCACUACUGGCUGUCGUUUGCUCACGUUCUUCUUUCUUUCGUGCAAUACGUUCAGUGAACGGCCAAAACUCUGACCUGGCCCACACAGUGUGUGCUUGUGUGUGUGUAUUUGAGACGUCUGGGUUUGAGCGAGUGUUGUCUGUGUGCGUGCACAGGUCUAGCUUUCAAUGCACGGUGAUGUAGUGGCUGCUCGCUAUGGCUUAUGUCACCCAUUUUUGGGAGGGGAAUGGAAUACCAGCAAUUCAUUUACACCCUGUGUGAAUACGUCCUACCAUCUCUAACUCACAUACUACGUACAUAUGCACUGGACGCCACAUGUUUUCCCCCAUAAACCCUGUUUUCAUCUUCUGACCUAAUCACCAAAUGCCAUGAUCUUUCAGUCCGAGUCUGAGAGCGAGUGUGUGUGCGCGUGUGAGCGUAGGGAGGAGGGGAUGAAGUGUCCGUGACGGUUUGGUCACUUUAAAUGUGUGAUGCAGCUUGAGUUAAGCUUAGCUUGUUCUUCAUCUCUUAGAUACACAGCAAUGCAAUUUGCAGUCUUAGGUUUUUGUUAGGCUUUUUAUUGCUUUUCUUGUCUUUGUAUGUUUGUUUAAGGUGCCUUUUGCUGCCAAUUUUGUUUGUCAAAAAUGUAGAUGAUGUUGCAUAAAAUUCUCCUAAACAAGUGGAGCUUGUUUCAAAUGAGCACUGGGAGAAAGAACUGAACUAAAGAAUGUCUGUGACAUCUAUUAAAAAGCAAAAAAUAAAUAAAAAUAAACUUAAUAAAAAAGACAAAAUACAAAAAAAAAAAAAAAAAAAAAGCAGAAACAAAUAAAAUAAAAAAAGAAAACUUAACUGGCAUCAGCCUGACUUCAUCAGAGAUUGUCAAAUAGCAUGGGGCAGGAAAUAGAGUGCGUUGGUCACUCAGUGAAUCUCUUAAAAGUUGAGUCUGUAGAAAGAGAAACAGUUUGCCUUCUGUGCUCAGCUUAUGUUAAUUUUCAGCCACUUCUUUUAUUUUUCUAUAAAUACUGUCUAUUCUUUUGUAGCAUGACUGAAAUGCUAUUUCCUUCAUUUGCUGACAAUAAUUCAAGUGGUUUUUGGUUCAUAAUGUUGUUCUUAUCUCUUGCCACUGAUGUUGGAGAGGAGAGGGUAUGUUGCACAACCACUUGACUUAGUGAGAAUCAGUGAAAGAUUGUCUUCAUUUGAGCACGAAACCUUUUCCAAACAAUAAAGCAGCCUUCCAGUUA